AUGGUUUUGCAUGCCGGAGCCGAGACCAGGGUGUGCGGCACGGCACCACCUCCAGGCCUCCGUCCACGUGGCGUCUCCUCACUAAGCCCUACUUGCCCGGUCAGAACGGAGAGUCGUUGGGGCUUUGAGUUGUGGCGUGGGCGGGCGGGCGGGCGGGCGUCUUUGAUCUCGGGCGUAAUUGCCGGCCCCGGUGCACGAGUUUGCCCUCUAGAAGGAGGUGGCGGGGUUCGCGACUGCGCACCACCACAGCCGCCACCGCCGCCCCCCGUCCUGUGCUCGCGCGCGGAGAGCUCGCUGCUGCGCCGCACCAAGAGCCAGCGGAACACCUCAAAGCUUGCGAGCGGGCGGGUGGACAUACGGACGGCCGGACACCAGCGAUUGCGUCGACGGAAGAAGCAAUCGACUGGCCUCGCUCAAUCCACGCUGCAGUUCUUCUGCUGCAUUCUGAUCCGACGAGUUGGUGAAAUCUCGGAAGGACAAUGCUCCUGCCCACCGCCCCCUCGAGUACGUCCACAGACCGCGCCUGCCAAGGUCCUGCCUUCGCUUCCAAUGUCACCAUCAGACGCACUGGGCUGCCGCUCAGUGCACACGCGGAUGAUGACUUCGGCCACCAGUGCUCCUCGUUGCAGAACCUACAACCAGGUGGCGUACCAGGCCCGAUUCCUGUCAAAACUGACGCCCGUCAACUGCACACCUGCUCGUCGUGGUGCAGGAUGUGCUGGUGACGAUUGUGCAGUAGUUGCGACUAGCGAGAACACAUUGGAGGACGCGCGAUCGUGA
Mesocestoides corti is the source of this 780-nucleotide messenger RNA. NCBI's taxonomy places the organism in Eukaryota, Metazoa, Platyhelminthes, Cestoda, Cyclophyllidea, Mesocestoididae. The record is from the annotation of a GenBank genome assembly.